GAAAGCAUCAUCCCAAGCUUCUGUUGCUAAGCAUACCUGAAGAAUCUAAGACCAUGCCGGCCAAAACAGCCUUUCAUAUCUUCUCAGGGUAAUCCAGAACCUCUGUGUCUCAUGCUUGUGUGUCGCAAUGGGCUGCGUCAACACCAAGCUUUCUCCCUCUCGCAACGAGAGGUGGAAACGGGACCAUGGCUAUGGAAGUCAAAACAGGGCGGCCAAACACACGAGUCGAGGCUAUUAUUAUCAGAAGCCACUUUCCGACAAGGUACAACAUAGGAUUUCAACUUCAAGAACAGCAGAAAAUGGCGGUGGUGGUGUCAGAGAAGAAGCGGGAGGAGAAAGGUUGGCUCCUGGGGCCGAGAGGGAUGAGGUUGGCAAUAUUUCAAGGAGAUUUGAGGACAAGAAGAUUGGAAAAGAUGUGUAUGUGGGUGCUUGGCCGAAGUGGUUGGUUGAUAAUAUACCUGCGCAUGUUCUGGAUAAGCUGGUUCCCAAGAGUGCUGAUUGUUAUGAAAAGCUUGCCAAGAUAGGACGUGGAACAUAUAGCAACGUGUACAAAGCCAGAGAGAAGGCAGCGGGAAAGAUUGUUGCCAUGAAGAAGGUCCGGUUUGACACAUCGGAUGCAGAAAGUAUAAAGUUCAUGGCGAGAGAAAUCAUGAUUCUGCAGAAGCUGGACCAUCCCAAUGUUAUCAAGCUUGAAGGCAUAGCCACCUCAAGGAUGCAGUAUAGUCUCUACCUAGUCUUCGAUUACAUGCAGUCCGACCUUACCCGAGUCAUCACCCGCCCUGGCGAGAAACUCACUGAACCACAGAUUAAGUGUUACAUGCAGCAAUUGCUUUCUGGACUCCAGCAUUGCCAUGAGAGGGGGGUUAUGCACAGAGACGUAAAAGCUUCAAACUUGCUAAUAGACAAGAAAGGGAUGCUAAAAGUUGCAGAUUUCGGGCUGGCAAAUUCCUUUGAUCUUAAACCACAAGGGCCUUUCACCAAUCGAGUGGUGACACUCUGGUAUAGAGCCCCUGAAUUACUUUUGGGUUCAACUGAUUAUGGAUUCGCCAUCGAUCUCUGGAGUGCUGGAUGCCUCUUGGCUGAGAUGUUUCUUGGAAAACCAAUCAUGCCUGGCAGGACUGAGGUUGAACAAAUGCACAUGAUCUUCAAACUAUGUGGUUCUCCAACGGAGGAUUACUGGAAGAAAUUGAAGCUAAUGACAAGUUAUAGGCCACCAAACUACAAGCCUAAUUAUGAUGAAAUAUUCAGGGCUUUUCCUCCCUCUUCUAUUGGUCUCUUAACUACGCUUCUGGAUCUUGAUCCUAACUAUCGUGGCACUGCUGCCUCUGCUCUCCAGUCUGAAUUCUUCAAGACUAGUCCUUUACCAUGCCCUCCUUCAGCUCUACCGGUAAUAUUCAAAGAGAAGGAUGAGCGCUCACAUCCUAAAGGACGCAAAAAGCAUAGGUCAUCCAAGAAAGGACAAAUACCCCAGCCAAGUAACGCGACUCGGUCAGAAAAGAACAAAAUUGCCGCCGGACAACAAGUCGUGAGAAAUUCAGAAUCCUCGAAAGAGAAGAAGAAUGUGGAAGGAAGCAUGUCUGAUGUAGAAACGGGAAAUAGUCUAAGCGGCACAUCAUCGAACUCGAAACAAUAUACCACAGAAGGGAGCUUGAAUACGUCACUGACUCUGUCUCCAGUUUUUCUGUCCAGUGGUGAGAAAAGAUCUCCCAGGACUGAAGCACAUCCCAAUGCUCUCAAAAACGUCAAGAACUAUAGCAGCUACUUGCAGGCCAUGAUGAAUGGCAAAGAAGGCAGUGACCCAGCUCAAUUUCGCCGAUCCUUUUCUCUUGUGGAUUAUCGGUUUGAUCCGGAUAAGUUAUCUAAUCUCAUUGAAUUAAAUAAGAGGUUGGGCAAUCGAAAUUGAGAAAUAGAUCACUUGAAGGGCACUUACAGGUGCAAGGUAAAAGAGAAACAGAGAGGAAGGGUCCCAGUUUUAUAAGAUCCACAAGUGAGGCUAUUACCAUUCCUUUUCUAUUUCUCUCUAUUAUUUGCCUAAACCGUACUUAAGUGUCGCAUGUUUUCGAGUUUUUUCUCCUAUUGCUGUUCCAUAAAUAAAUGAGUCCGCAUUUUGGACUGCAUGCAACUUCAAAAAGUUUCUGGUGAAUUUUCCACAUUAAAAGAGUUAGAGCAUAUAUGUUUGUGAGAUAUUGUAUGGUGGUUAUAAAAUAUUGUCUAUUUUAAACUA
Neltuma alba is the source of this 2224-nucleotide messenger RNA. RefSeq names its product probable serine/threonine-protein kinase At1g54610. NCBI's taxonomy places the organism in Eukaryota, Viridiplantae, Streptophyta, Magnoliopsida, Fabales, Fabaceae. Gene Ontology annotation, cellular component: nucleus; cyclin-dependent protein kinase holoenzyme complex. The coding region runs from base 128 to 1903 and encodes 591 amino acids. Gene Ontology annotation, molecular function: RNA polymerase II CTD heptapeptide repeat kinase activity; ATP binding. The transcript has 7 exons. Gene Ontology annotation, biological process: protein phosphorylation; positive regulation of transcription elongation by RNA polymerase II. The record is from RefSeq and is a predicted model, not a curated record.